AGGGAAAGCAAACAGACCCAUUUAGUCCCGUCUUAUCUCCCAAGGCGAACCAAUUCAUAUUUUCAGUCUCGCGAUGGAACUUGGAGAGUAAGCAACAAUAGAGCAGGCAAAAACACACACUAUUGCAGGAAAAAGGACAAAAAAAAGGACAUAUUGGGACUAAAGAUAAGCAUUCACUCUCCCUUUCCCGCUCAGAGUUUUGCCGCCCCGCUCGCACUUGCAGCUGAAGUAUAAAAGCAAACGAAACGAGGUCUUGGCAGUUCAUUCUUCCUCCAACAAUCGUCGGGGUGACUUCACCGUGUUCCAUUGUGCACCGAUCCUUAGCGUUAUAUUUAUGCAAAUAGUGUAUAUGGAUAGCAUUGUGAGUCUUUGAGUUUUGAGAUCCAAUACGACAGCACCACGCAGUGGUUCUCACGAAACCCCAGAGCUUUACUUCACCCGGAAACGGAUAGUGACAGUGACGUGGAGAUUACCGUAGCUAAGUCGAUGGAUAACCCUCCGGCAGCAUUUAUGCUAGAUCCGCGUAGGAUGUACACGCAGAUACCCUCGGCGCUGGCCACACCACCGCAGUCACCUUUGGACGAUAGCUGGUCACCCAAUCAGGCUGCUGACAUGCCUCUGGUCUCAGAUCUUCUGGCCCGCAAUGGACAGCUUAAUGUUCCACCGGGAUUUGUGCUCUGCAUUCCAUGCUAUCUGUGCCAGCAGCCCUUCAACGACAUUGAAACCUUCAAGGAGCACCUCACCCAGCAUGCGGCGGAGAUUCACGCUUGGAACACGGCGCAGGAGCAGGCAUCACAGACGCCCAAUCAGCCCAUGUAUCAGCCGUUUCGUCCAUGGCACAUGCAGUUGCCUCAGCAGCCGCCUCCUCCCGUGGUCUCGAUACCGGCUCCCGUUCCCGGCCCCAUUCACUCACCUAUGUCGCUUCCCAUCGCUCUUUCCGAGCGAAUGAUGAUGGAUCAGCCAUCAAUGCAGUUUCCCAUGCAACUGCAAGAACAAAUGCCGGUACAGUCGCCACUAGAGUUCCCAGGACAUUGCUCUGUGCAUCAGCCUCAGCCCAUGGAUUCUCCUAUUCAUCAGCGUCUGCACAGGUCAGUUCCACUGACACCCCAAUCCCCGAUAGAAAUGAUGGAACAUCAGUUUGGCUACCGGAAGGUUCAGCCGAUUCCUCAGCAACACCAGCCACCCAUGGAGCUUCACCAUAAGCUCAAUUUCAUGGUGCAGCAGUCGGUUCCUCCUCCAGUUGAGCCCAAUUUCAUGGUGCAUCAACCACCUCCAGUUGAGCUGCAACGAAUAGUUCUGAAGAAACCGAAAGAACCCAUUGAACGACAUCAGCCAAAGGAGCAGCCACCUCAACUGCCAGAAGACAAUCUGAAGGAUCAGUUCUCCAUUGAAAAGCAUCUGCACAUUCCCCCUCAAUGGAGCCAACGAAUAGUCCUGGAAAAGCCCCAACAGCCCAUUCAAUCACCGAUUGAGGCCGAAGAAAACAAUUUGCCAGCGGAAAGGUGUCCAUCUCCAUCCCCAGAGGAGCAACCGUUAGCCAACCAAAGGUUACUAUCAGAUCCACCGGAGAAGGACCAAAGCAAAGAUCCUUAUAUGCGACUGUCGACUGGUCGUUUCCAGUGCAAUUGGUGCGGCAAGGGGCUGAGUUCCCGGCAGUCGGUGAGAUAUCAUCAGAGUAGAUUCCACUUCAUGGAAAAUCCACCCACCUACACGGUCAGCAAAAAGGUGCAAAAGCACUUCAAGUGCACCACCUGCAAGAAGCGGUACAAGCGUCGCACCUUUCUGCUGAUGCACAUGAAGAUCAAGCACGGGAUCUGUGAAAGUGAAACUGCUGAGGUAGUGACCUUACCACCACCCGCCACAGUUGAAUCACCCGUGAUGGAGGGUUCACUAUCGCCGGAACGACCUUUGUCGGCAGCAUCCUCCGAGGGAACGAGACGGGAAGUGUGGAGCACAAAAGUCUUCAAUGCGGUCGCUGCAGCCAACUACAGUCCGGCCACAGAGCCGGCGGCCAAGUAUGUGAAUCCGCCACGUCAGCAGUCCGAGCUGCCGGAGUCCGGGUUCGCGGCAAAGCCCAAGCGAGUGUACCCGAUGCGCUCGCCGUUCUUCAAUCCCGAUCUCUGGCUGGACUGCGAUGCCUACUUCUAGGGAGCUACAAGCCCAUCUGGGAAUAUCUAAUAUUCAGGAUGAAAUCAUCGUCGUCUUCCAGCGGAUGUCAGCCAAGCUGUCCGCUUCUCAGAAGGUGUCACAGCUAAAUGGAGCUUCCAAGACUCAAAGAUGGUUAUAAUUGCAUGAAUACACAAAAAUACAGCUUCGUAAGGGAAAUGUUUAGAUGCCUCAGCACUUUGGAUAUCGAAUUCGAGCCCAGCGAUGGCUUUAAUAAACGAUUUUCGCUGAGAUCAGCUAAGAAAUUUGAGCUGUUUUAGCUUGACUUCGUGUGUAUUCAGUACUAUAUGAAUAUAUUAGUUUUUAAGAAUCGUAGUGAGUGGGAAUAAAGAUAUAUGUACAUAUAUGUAUAUAUAAGCUAAAAGUCGUUGUUACUACGUACUUCCAUGAGUUACGAGUUUAGGGUACUUCACAUCGGUAAUCCCGGUUUACAUACAUAUGUAUGUAUGUAUAUCCCUUGAAAUAUUAAGUGAACCCCCGCAGAGUGAGAAAAGUCCCUGU
Molecule: messenger RNA, 2667 nt
Organism: Drosophila serrata
Lineage: Eukaryota; Metazoa; Arthropoda; Insecta; Diptera; Drosophilidae
Gene: Lime
Product: Linking immunity and metabolism
Source: RefSeq, a predicted model, not a curated record